UUCUCUUUGGCAGAUUUUCUUUAACUAACGAUUCAGAAGAUAAAAGAAAGAAGAUUUUGUUUUUUGCUUAUUCAAUUUCUGCUUUAAAUUAAUACUUCUAAUACCUGUUAAUUGCGCUUAUAUUGCUUACUUUUGCUGUAUUUCUUUCUUUCUCUUUCACAGACACUUUUUUUUUUACAUUCAACGUUUGGUCCAGAUGGACUAUAUGUAAUCUGAACCUUUCCCCCCUAACUCAAACCCUAACCCUAAACCUAACCCUAACACUAGUUUUGUGAGAUUUGGCUGUUAUUUCUAGCAUGUAAAUAGCCUGCUUGGUGGUGGGGGGGAAUUGAAAUUUAUUCAAAAAUUUUUUUUUCAGAAUCGGAAUCUCCAUAGCCUAAAACGUGGGAUUCCGUAAAAAAAAAUUAAUAAAUAAGGGGGGGAAAGGUUCAGAUUACAUAUAGUCCAUCUCUACCCAACGUUUUUUCGUAAUGUAUAAUAAAGGAUGCAUUUUGAGUUAAUUUCCGUUGACCUGUUUUACUUUAAAUAUUAAAAUAACGAUUAUUUUUUUCUCUGCGUGUGUUCGCUUUUGAUUGGCCAUGUACACAUACGUUUUUAUUCUGAGUGGGCGAAUGGCCUUUUGAAUUUGCUACCCUUGAAAUAUUUAUUAUUUAUAUAUAGGUAUUCCUACAUAUGUGCCCGCUCCUGACUUAGUUGCCACACAACUUCCAGAAAAAAUGGAUAUUUUAAAAUGUCAUUUUCUACAAAUGCGCAUCAGAUGGAUGGUGUAGAUUCCAAUUAUAUCAAAUUAUGUGGGGGAGGGGGAGGAUUCUGGAGGUGGAGCGAGGAGUGUAUGAAAAUUUACACGUAACGGCUUUCUUUACCCAUAACUUUCAGAAAAAUGGGUAAUUUUUUUUCACAAAAUUUUCUAUAGAUAUCUUUCAGAGUGUGUAGAUUACGAUUAUAUUGGAAUUUGAUAUGAUAAAACAAAAAAAGAAAUUUAAUGAUGGGCUCGUGCACAUACAUACUAAAUGUAGGGCACUGUUAAGGGGAUGAUAAUUGACGACCUGCAGACACGGACUUCACUGCGGUUUGCUAGUGAGCUGGUCCACAGAAAGAAGGGACUUCAGAUUAGGCGGGGAGAGAAAUCUCAGGUACUUAAGAUGGUCGAUUGUACUCGCUCUCAUAAUGUGUAGCUAAUUGAAGUGAAAUAAACAAUAUCUCGACGCAAUCUUGUUCCGGAUUGUUUUUAUGUAUAGCUUGCUCAAGCUAUAACUGUUCACCCCGAAGUACAAAACGCAAAUAUGGCGAGCGAUCACACCAUCACCGUGAAACUAUCACGAUUCUGGCUGAAGCGGGCCGAAGUAUGGUUCGCACAGAUUGAAGCACAAUUCACCAUACGGACGGUCACCUCGGACCUCACAAAGUAUUCCUAUGUAACAGCGGCACUGGAUAAGGACCCAGCAAUAAAGGUAAUAUACAUCCUAACCCUACGGUCUGCCACUCACAAAUACGCCAUUUUGAAAUACAGACUGGCUUAUUGACCAAGAAGCAAUAAUCAGGUACAGGAUGCAAAAGACUUAGUUGAUUCCAAAGCUUCCGAGCUUAUGGAUAGGAUGCUGGCAUUAAUGCACCAUGGAGUUGUAGAUAGAUUACAGUUUCAUUUCUGGAAACUGACAAUAAAUGAGACAAAGCGACAGGAAAACGAGAGAGCAGAAUGAAUCAUUCUCAGGAUGGUCUCCGCCAACGGCACAAGAAGAAAUCAAUCAUAAAAUCAGCAAUCUCUUCGACAUCACAGAAAUUUCAAAGUCUUUCUUUGAAAACUAAAUGCCUCUUUGUUCUCCUUGCUUUCACACUUCUUGUUGCGUAUAUAAUAAUGCUCUGGUAUCAGGUGACAAACAGGCUCCGUGAAUUUACCUACAUACAAGCUGAUACAUGCCCUGCAUGUUAUGGCUCUAGCAUAUGUCUUGCUCUAUUCAGGGGUGAUGCCCACUUCACUGGCAUGCUUUCAAAGAUUCGGUCUUUUGAUUAUUUAAAUUCUAAGAAUUUCCAUUACGGCAAAUUAAACGGCAAAGAGGUUGUUUUAAAAAAACUAGUAGCAGACGAUGUGUUGAAAGACUUAGACGACAAAAUCUGCCGUAGUGCUCGAAGGACUCCUGGUUGUGACGUUGCGAGGGUGGUUGUUAAAGCUGAUUUUGUCUCUCAAGUUCGGCAACAUGAAUUGGAAGUGGAUCAUCUGAAAGGUGUUAACGAUAUGUUUUACUGUCCAUCUCGGCGCCUUCUUGAUCGACUACUGAAAUAUUACCUGGAGAAGUACUCGUACGAGGCACCAUAUUUCUACGCAGUUGAUAAAAUACAGAUUUUGAUAACAGCUAUGAUUAGUUCGGAGCCAUUAAUGCUACAGACAUUUCCAGCAUCUCAAGGGUGGCCAUUUCCUUCAUAUAUUGGAGCUUGUGGACGUUUUGUUCUUUUGGAAAACUGUGGCGAAAGUUUGCAGAAUUUUCAUCAGGCAUCUCUAAAGAAACGAUAUGACCUGGCCUACCAAGUGAUGAAAAUUGCUAAUUUCCUCGCAGAAAAUCCAUCUAAUUUUUCUUUAUAUUGGACAAGUUUGAAGCCCAGUGAUUUUGUAGUCGAUCAAAACGGACACGUGAAAUUUGUGGACCUGAAAAAUAUCAUAGUUGUAGAUAAAGAAGAGUACAAAGAAGUUGCAAACACAGGGAAACCAAAGACAUUCGAAGCGAUAUUCACCGAAUGCGAGAAUUUCUGCCCACCCACCCCUACCAACGAGCUGUGCAACCAUCUCAGCUCAGACUGGAACAUCUACUUAGCGUGUCGCCACGUACUGUCAGAGCAUGCUACAGAUCCUGCCAUGAAGGGUGGCCUCCUUCACGACAUGUCGCACGCGGCCUUAGAUGACUGGGAUAUGAGAUUCCUCAUCAAAGAAUGCACGUCACCAACAACGAAAGGAGGAAGAAUAAAAUCUAUCCAUAGACUACUUCAUACAUUGGAUUCUCUGCGGAACGGAAAGGAACAGCACCCAGUGAACAUUUAAAUAGUUUUGUAAUUUUGAUUUUUCUUUUUUUUUUUUUUUUUUUUUUUUUUUUGAAUGCAAAUUGUAGAAAAUUUUUUAUUUUUGUGACACUUUUGAUAGACAAUUUCUUUUGUCCAUAUUUGUAUUAAUAUAUAUAUAUAUUCUUGCAGAAUUAUAAUAGAAAUAUUUAUUAAUAUACAUAUGCACAAUUGCAAAAUUAUAAUAUAGAUAUUUACUAAUAUAUAUAUAUGCAUAUGUAUCUCUCUCUCUCUCUAUAUAUAUAUAUGUAUAAUAAUGAUAAUUUUAGGGAUAAAAAUCCAAAUUUACAGGUAAAAACUCAAUUAAAUUCAAUUUAUUAAAAAUUAAAAUUAAAUUAAGUCUCACAGUAUAAAAUAUACAUAUAUA
Messenger RNA from Octopus bimaculoides (California two-spot octopus), 3415 nucleotides. RefSeq names its product divergent protein kinase domain 2A. Lineage: Eukaryota; Metazoa; Mollusca; Cephalopoda; Octopoda; Octopodidae. The record is from RefSeq and is a predicted model, not a curated record.